Paramecium sonneborni is the source of this 876-nucleotide messenger RNA. The record is from the annotation of a GenBank genome assembly. Lineage: Eukaryota; Ciliophora; Oligohymenophorea; Peniculida; Parameciidae.
AUGGAUCAUUGGAACAUAAUGAUUAUUCUUCUUGGAUUUAGCAUAAUGACAAUUGGAAAUUCAUCAACUAAAUUAGGAUACUUUUAAUCAGGCUAGUGCACUUGUGAAAAAAUAACAGAGCAAGGUGCUUGUCAUCCUAAUUUUUGUAAUUGGAAUUCCAACACAAGUCAAUGUACUAAAAAAGUUUGUUCUGAAAUUAAGUAAUAGUAUUGCUUAAUUUCUCCAGACAAAUUUAAAUGCAUUUGGAAUUUCUUCGAAAAUCGUUGUGAAUCUUUUACCAAAUGCUCAGAUUAUUUAUAUCCAAUUGAAUACGGGAGUUUGUGUUAUACAUUAGUCAAGUGUUAAGCUGAUGUUAAUAGUAUUGAUGAUACAAAUGAAAAAAUUAGAUGUAUGGAUAAAGAAUUUCAUGCCUAAUAUGCUAUUUCUAAUUGUGAAAAAGUGCCAUUAAUUCACUGUAAUUGGCUUGUUACUCCUGAUGGAAAAUAGUGCAUUAAAAAUUCUUUAAUGAAUACUUGUGAUGCCAAAGUAGUUAAUCAUUGUUCUGAUUUUAAUACUUCUGAACUUUGUAAUCCUUUUGCUUGUUUUUGGUAAGAUUCGUGCAAACCAAAAACCUGUUCUUCAUUAUAAGAAAAUGAAUGUACCUAUUACGAAUCUCUUGAUUCAAAAUAAUUUACAUAUUGUAUAUGGAAUGGAACUGGUUGUGUUGAUUUAGAAAUAUCAUAAUUAACUAUGGAAUAAUGUUGGCCAAAAACCUUUUCUUCUUAUUAUUGGAAUUCUGAAAGUAAGAAAUGUGAAUAUUGUGAGCGUGAUGAAGUCAACUCAAAGUCAAAUAUUCUAUUAUUCGGAGCUUUAUUUUUAGUUGCAACUCUAAAUUGA